AUGAGGGACCUGUGCCCUGUGGCAGGGCCUGGCCCUCUGGAGCUGUGCUCCCCUCGGCUGCAGGCCUCCGUGUGGGCGCCGCUGCGGGUGGGCGCCGCCGAGGACUUUGGGAAGCUGCCCGGGCCUGGGCUGUGGCAGUCUGGCGGGCUUGGAGGGGCCGUUCGCCAUUGCCCCUGCACCUGCGCCGGGGAGGCGCGCUCGGCGCGCAUGCGUGCAGGCACGUUUAAAGCGCCCGCCGCCGCAAGGCCUCAGCUCCAGCGGGAAGAGGCGGGCGCUGGGCUUGGCCCCCCGACGACGCCGGCCUGGACGAUGCUGAGCCCCGCUGCCUCGCCGGGCCCCGCGUCCCCAGUCCCCGACGGCAUCCGCGAGGGCACGAGCGCGUGUCCGGGACGCCAGGAGCGCCCCCCGCCGGGGCCGCGCGUGCCGCCGGGGCUGGCGGAGGCGCUGAGCGCGCUGGGGCUGGCGGGAGAGCGCGAGUACGCUGGGGACAUCUUCGCCGAGGUCAUGGUGUGCCGCGCGCUGCCCCGAAGGGCCCUGCCCCGCACCGUGACCCCGGAGAUGCGCGCGCUGGUGGUGGACUGGCUGAUCCAGGUGCACGAGUACCUGGGCCUGGCGGGGGACACGCUCUACCUGGCGGUGCACCUGCUCGAUUCCUACCUGCGCGCUGGCCGAGUGCGCCUACACCGCCUGCAGCUGCUGGGCGUGGCCUGCCUGUUCGUGGCCUGCAAAAUGGAAGAAUGCGUGCUUCCCGAGUGUGCCUCUCUCUGCCUCCUGGGCGCUGGCUCCUUCUCGCGGGCCGAGCUCCUGCGCGCAGAGCGCCGCAUCCUGAGCCGCUUGGAUUUCCGGCUGCACCACCCGGGCCCGCUACUUUGCCUGGGGCUCCUCGCUGCGCUGGCCGGGAGCAGCCCCCAGGUGACGCUCUUUGCCACCUACUUUCUGGAGCUGUCUCUGCUGGAGGCCGAGGCAGCGGGAUGGGAGCCGGGUCGGCGCGCGGCUGCGGCGCUGAGCCUGGCGCACCGCUUGCUCGACGGGGCGGGCUCCGGCCUGGAGCCGGCGCUUUACAGGGUGGAAGAUAGGCUCUUCCGAGGCCGGGAAGAUACUCUAACCGCGUCCCAAGGUUGAGAAGGAGAG
This is a messenger RNA of Hyaena hyaena (striped hyena), 1131 nucleotides long. RefSeq names its product cyclin P (gene CCNP). Gene Ontology annotation, cellular component: centrosome; cyclin-dependent protein kinase holoenzyme complex; nucleus. Gene Ontology annotation, biological process: mitotic cell cycle phase transition; regulation of cyclin-dependent protein serine/threonine kinase activity. Gene Ontology annotation, molecular function: cyclin-dependent protein serine/threonine kinase regulator activity. Bases 1 to 1122 code for a protein of 373 amino acids. Lineage: Eukaryota; Metazoa; Chordata; Mammalia; Carnivora; Hyaenidae. The transcript is spliced from 9 exons. The record is from RefSeq and is a predicted model, not a curated record.